Molecule: messenger RNA, 763 nt
Organism: Suillus discolor
Lineage: Eukaryota; Fungi; Basidiomycota; Agaricomycetes; Boletales; Suillaceae
Exons: 6
Coding region: 1-639 (212 amino acids)
Source: RefSeq, a predicted model, not a curated record
AUGGCAGUAGUACUCAAGUAUAUUGUAGCAGAGGUCCUGAUACUCUCUGGCACAUAUAUGUGCGAUUACGAAUAUAAGGGGAAUGCCCAGCUUCUGAUUUCAAUGCUUUGGAUGCUCUACACCGUUUGGGAGGUCCUCGCUUUGUGUCUUUCAGUCCGGAUUGCUGUGAAACAUUUCCAUGACCUGCGACGACUCGGUCUAUCGAGAUCGAUUAUCGGGGACUGUUUCAGAGUGCUGAUGAAAUCUCACGUGCUUUAUUUUGCAAGCUUUGUCUGUGUCUCGUGCAUCCAGUUUGUUACUCUCUCUCCAGAGUUGCAGAAUCCAUAUUUUAUUGGAACUCAAAUCCUCGGUGGUAUUCGUGAAUUCGUCUUCGGCGUGCAGUUGUUUGUGCUGGGACCACGCCUCGUCCUUAGUGUUCGAGAAUAUCACGCCAACCUCAUGGCCGAAUACGACGCAGAAGCUAGCAUAAAUCCAAUUGUAUUCCAGGAGCGUACAAACCCAUUUCUUGUGGCACUACCGGAAGUCGGUGACCCGCCUGCCCAUUAUCCGGAACAUCUAGCAACCAAUCCAGUCCUUGAUGCUCGGACAACUCAUUCUCCGCUGCUUGAGCAUACAGAUGACGAGGAAGAAAAGGAAUGAAUCACGCGGUUUCAUGGCUUGACUGUAUGCCUCUAUCACAAAUGAGUAUGGCAAGGAGAUGGGGUGCGGAGAGAACCAGAGCUUCAAGCCUCAAGCGCACCUGUAAAUUAUUGAUUAGGCAUCG